CCGUGAGCUGACGUCCACGUCCCAGAAGACUGCGCGCGAGAAUCUCUGGCGUUACGUGCCUGCGUUCACAUUACGAUAAGGGGCAGGGGGAUUGAAUAUUUAACCCUCCGCGACAUUCAGCGCCCAUCAGUCUGCUUCAAACGAUUACUAGCUUCGAACCUGUGAUUGCUGAAUCCACACCUGCAUUUUAAACUUUCUUCUUUUUAUAGUUCCGAGUCUGUAACGCUCGACUGACCACUGGCUGCACUUACCGUCAAGAUGCCAAGAACGUUUUCUGCUUUCUUCUGCUUUGUCUUUCACGUUUUCUGCUUCAAGCGGAAGGGUUCCCGCGUCUGCACCGUCAUUGGGUCUGGAGAUGCCAGACAAUGACGUCAUUGACGUCAUGUGUCACGUGAGAGGCUGCGACUAUGACCUUCAACUCUACUGUCUCAGCAAUGGAGCUAUCGUUCUGGGAUCCUGCUCACUGAAGCAAACCUUGUGUUCGAAUGGUCGGCGUAACGAGCUUCGUGUGGCCAAUAGUUGGACAGUGUGCUGGGAAGCAACGUACACGGUUGACCAGAGAAAUCCGGCCCAGAAGAUUGAUCUCGUGAAAGAAAGCCAGCCGUUAACGGAUGACAGUCUCCCAGACGAGACGCAGUUCUCUGACGUCAAAGGACAACCACCAAUCCAAAAGCCCCUACCUUCAAUUUUCGCCGAAAAAGAAGGAAGCGGUGUCCCAGCAAGCAUUGUGAAAACCGGAAAUCCCGAAGUGAAUGCGCACCACUCCUUCCAGGAAAAUCAAGUGCCUAAAGCCGAUGACAUGGCAAACCAGUAAAAAUCUUUGCCGAAAGUGAUGGGAUAAAAAGAUCACAAUUCAUUUUUUUGGGCACAUACACUUUGAAAAAUGUGUCUGUUGAAAUGUCCUAAAAUGUUGAUUAGUGCUUAAUAGUGGGAAACAAGUAGAGUGGAUUUGGGCAAAUUUUACAUUUGUUUUGUAUAUAACAAAAGACGAAUACACUAAAAUGACCCAAUGCAAGUUACUCUGUAACAUACUUGCAGUAAUAAGCACAAAAUAAGUUCACCACAUGCAUUUAAGCGUCUUCCGUUUAUAUUACACAAACCUGCCCUGACUUUACAGAGUCGUUCUCAUCUACAGAUUAUAGGAAGACCGCAUGGUUGUCGAUGGUGCAAGUUUCCCUCGAGAGAUUCGUUUACACUUGCAACCACUUUAAGAUAAAAACAGGUCACAUCGGAAACGGUAUAUUAUAUAGCCAACACUUUGGAAAGGUGAAGCAGACCUCCCGCGCUUUUUGAUCUGCACUUCUGCUGAUGGGUUCCAAACCCUUGGGACUCCUUUGGGGCAGGACCAGUCGUUACUGAAGCUAUCCGGCACGUGGGUACUCACUUCCUCACAUCAUAUGAUGGUUCUCCUAGAAGCUAACUGCUCUGUUUUUACACUGGUGGUCUAACUACAGUAACCAUCAACUAGUUCAGUUACAGCAACUAAAAGGCAGAGUAGCUAGAAUUUUCAUUUGAGGCACUGGAUAUGCACAUAUUACACUUGAUAUUCAGGUUGAACAGGCAGCCUUUUCAAAUUCAGAAUCAGGCAUACGUAUAUAGCUUACCACUAAUCCUAAUCCAGAUCAGAACAAAGACCCCCCCCCCCACCUUUACUUUGUCCAUAACGUCUUCAAUUUAACAGUGCAGAGUAUUCUACAUACAUGGUCAAGGCUAAACCCAGACCGAAAUAUUUCCCUACCUAGUCCCACACAGACGUGUUUUGUCACGUGCCUCCUAGGUGUUAAAUUAGAUAAGUUCUGGCGCAUUUCCGAUUUCUUUCUGAAUAUAUUACACAAAGCUGCAACCUUUUCUCAUAUAUCGACCGAAAGUACACACAUAUAUUCCCAACUGUAUGUCAGCUGUCACUUGUAAUUUCAAAAGAACCUGGCCCAAAAAUAAAAAAAAUGAUGAAAUU
Messenger RNA from Pomacea canaliculata, 1954 nucleotides. RefSeq lists its product as uncharacterized. The record is from RefSeq and is a predicted model, not a curated record. The coding region runs from base 356 to 814 and encodes 152 amino acids. Lineage: Eukaryota; Metazoa; Mollusca; Gastropoda; Architaenioglossa; Ampullariidae. The transcript has 4 exons.